Aspergillus versicolor CBS 583.65 is the source of this 1608-nucleotide messenger RNA. Its product is annotated as sugar transporter family protein. The coding region runs from base 1 to 1608 and encodes 535 amino acids. NCBI's taxonomy places the organism in Eukaryota, Fungi, Ascomycota, Eurotiomycetes, Eurotiales, Aspergillaceae. The record is from RefSeq and is a predicted model, not a curated record. Gene Ontology annotation, cellular component: plasma membrane. The transcript is spliced from 4 exons. Gene Ontology annotation, molecular function: secondary active monocarboxylate transmembrane transporter activity. Gene Ontology annotation, biological process: plasma membrane lactate transport.
AUGGAAGGGCGUUGGUUCUACUCCCCAAGACAGAUCCUCAACUACCUGCUCACCCGAACAACGUCCUUGAAGCCCCCCAGGCCUCAAUUUCGCAACCCCUUUGAGAUCCUGCGCGAGCUCAACAGCCUACAAUGGCAGCUGUUUUUCGUCGGCUUUCUCGGCUGGACAUGGGACUCGUUUGAUUUCUUCACCGUCUCGUUGACCGUCACCGAGAUUGCCGCAGACUUUGGCGUGAGCAAUUCGGACGUCACUUGGGGCAUGACCGUCACGCUGAUGCUUCGUUCCGCCGGCGCACUUAUCUUCGGGGUUGUGAGCGAUCGGUAUGGCCGGAAAUGGCCCAUGAUCAUUAACCUUGCUCUCUUCGUCGUUUUGGAACUAGGCUCCGGGUUCUGCAAUAACAUGCCCCAGUUCCUCGGAGUGCGGUCUCUGUACGGCAUCGCCAUGGGCGGCCUCUUCGGGCCUGCUGCGGCUACAGCCCUUGAGGACCUUCCGUACGACGCGCGCGGUGUCCUGUCCGGUUUCUUCGAGCUGGGCUAUGGGUUUGGAUAUCUCCUGGCUGCUAUAUUCUACCGCGCGCUCGUCCCGACGACCUCCCACGGCUGGCGCUCCCUCUUCUGGUUCGGUGCUGGUCCACCGUUGCUGAUCAUCGCGUAUCGUUGGUGUCUGCCGGAGACGGACACCUUCCAGAUCAUGGCUGCUGAGCGUGAGGCAAGGCUUGUGCUGGAAAAGCAAGCCGCCAGUCAGGAAGGGCAGGGUGCUGAUGUCCAAGUCCGUGCUGGAGGCCUGAGAGCUUGGUUUAGGGACUCCUGGGCAGGCAUCAAGGAGUAUUGGGUCAUCUUCAUCUACCUGAUAUUCCUGAUGACCGGAUGGAACAGUAUCUCCCACGGGUCGCAAGAUUUCUAUCCAACAUUCCUUAAGAACCAAGUCGGACUAGACACUACCCAAACGACCAUUGUCUCCUGCAUCGGCCAGGUCGGCGCCAUCAUCGGCGGCACUAUACUGGGCUAUAUCUCAACAUUCGCCGGUCGCCGUCUCACCAUGAUCGUCGGAUGUAUCAUCGGCGGCGCCUUGAUCCCCGCGUACAUUCUUCCCCGCGGAAUGAGCCUCGUUGCGUGCGCAUUCUUCAUGCAGUUCUUCGUCAUGGGCGUCUGGGGCCCAAUGCCCAUCCAUUUGACUGAACUCGCACCCCCAGCCCUCCGCAGCACAGCCGUCGGUCUAACCUACCAGCUCGGAAACCUGGCGUCCUCCGCCUCCUCGACGAUCCAAAGCACAAUCGGCGAACGCUACCCGCUGCCACCCAAAUGCACCGCAGGUGAAUGUACUGAACGGUUUGACUAUGGCCGCGUGAUUGCCAUCUUCAUGGGCGCGGUCUGGGCGUGGAUGAUUCUGUUUACGUUCCUGGGUCCGGAGAUGAGCGAGCAGGAGAGACGCGAGCACGCAGAGCAUGCGCAGAAUUUGGAGAAUCUGCGCAAGAGGGGGAUGACCUUGGUAGAGAUUGGCGAGCAUGUGGCUAGGGCGGCGUUCGAAGCGGAGAAGGGUAUUGAUGUCGGUGCUGGGGCAGAGAAGGAGGUUGGUGCUGAGUUGGUUGAAGAGAAGGAAAGCGCUUAG